GUGACACAAUCCAAAGCAAACAUUUUUACAAAACAAACAAAAAAUCUGAACACAAUUUGUCUGGUACAUUUCCAAUCAAGUGAAUGACAUCUUUAGAAGAGUGGCAAAAAUAUAACUCACUUCAAUGUCUGACUUACAUUAUAAUUAUGUCCCUAAGCUUUUAGUGAAAUUUGGAGUAACUCAUUAAUCUGCUGUUUGACCUCUUCUGUUAAAGGACAGAACCAUGGUUCAUUUAGAGUAAUGGACAUUAAAGCAGCAGAAAGACCAAACAAAUCCUCUGCUGGUCAAAUAUGGUACUGCGUACUCUGCCAAAACCAGUCAAACAUUGCUGCGCACUAUUAAGCAAUGAUUUAUAUGUUAAACAUCCCAUUUUGACACAUUAAUAUAUUUAAAUACAGGCUACAAACAUGCAUUAGAGCCAUGUAAGACAAUACUUCAAAAACUAAAACGCACAUGAAUGGUAUGGAGAAACUUUCAGAAUAUUGGCUAUAAAUUUAAAGAAUUACUUCCACAUGAAGCUCCAACUGUGAGAGUUAAUAACUUGGUGACUAUCGGUAAAUGUCUGAAGUUUGGAGAAGUGAAACAGCGGGGAAAAGCAGAAGUUUAACAUCAUUUGAAUAUGAUCUACAGUUUCAUAAGUAAACAACCACAUCUAAGCCAACAUCCACAGCGGACGGAAAGAUGAAGCCUUCGGGCUGGUGGCUGGUGUCUAUUUAUGUCACAUGUUUCCACCCGUCUUUCAUUUUGGCCAUUAAGCGGAUCAUAGUGAAUUACUCAUCGCAGAACCUGUCCUCAGUUCCCCCCGGCCUCAAACCGUCUACGGAGGACUUGGAUCUGUCGCUGAAUCGCAUCCAGGCGCUGAGCGGCAAAGACUUUCUCACGACACCACAACUCCACUUCCUCAAUCUGUCCUGGAAUAUACUGGAGAAAAUAGACACAGAUACAUUUAACUCUACGCCGGCUUUGGAGAUCUUGGAUCUGUCACACAACAGACUCCAGAACCUCUCAGACCAACCGUACCUGCUUAAGACGGGACGUCUGCAGUUCUUAGACUUGUCGUCCAACUUGUUUUCCGUCAUGGCACUAGGAAGGGAAUUUUCCACCUUGAAAUGCCUGCAGUGGUUGGGCUUGAGUGCCAAAUCCAUCAGCAACCAAGACUUUACUUACAUCACUAAUCUUACCCUGAAAACGCUCUUUAUUAAUGCACACGGGCUACAGACGUAUAAAGAGAGCAGUCUUACAGGUGUACAUGCAGAGAAGGCCAUCAUUGCCCUGUCUAAGAGUAACCUCGAUAAUGCAAUCGCUGUUGAUGUUUUUGCGGCAUUUAAAGAGGUCGAAUUCACCAUGGUGGACAGUGGGAUGAAGGUCAUCCAGCAGUUGCACCAUCGAGGAAUCGUACGCACCGUUAGCUUGGAAUUCUCCAAGGUGGAAACCACUUGGCAUGUUCUAACAAAAUGCGUAAACACAAUAUUGCAGUCGUCGAUUCAACAGCUUUCGUUCUCAGACCUCACGAUGACAGAAAUGGAAGACGGCAUGCCGUUGGUCACGAGCCGCCUGUUGGAUUCCUUUUCUACAACACGAGCGUCCGUAACCGAAUUCAUCUUCAAUCAAAAAGAGCUUUAUGACUUUUUCAUAAACAUGCCCGCAAGAAACGUCAGUUUAACCCAAACACCCAUCAUCUUCAUGACCUGUCCUUUGACCGUUAACAAGAUUGAGGUCUUGGAUUUGUCCAACUGCGCUCUUACAGAAAACGUCUUCUCGGUUGAUCCAGAUACAGAAUGUAGUACGUUGACCAACCUGGUCAAGUUGGUUCUGAGAGGCAACAACUUGAAACACCUCGGACCGCUGACCUCAAGAAUCCAUCUCAUGGAUUCGCUUCAAUACGUCGACCUCAGUCAAAACAAACUUACCUAUUCGGAGGAACAAGGCAAGUGCGCUUGGCCUUCCAAAGUUGUCCAACUGGAUUUGUCUUCGAAUGGGUUCGACCAGAGCGUCUUCAAGUGUUUGCCUGAUUCGGUACGAAUCCUAAAACUUCGGAAUAACCGAGUGAUCACGGUUCCUGCAGAUGUUCGAGCUUUGGAUGACUUGAACGUCCUUGACCUUAUGGACAACCGUUUGCUGGAUCUUCCCACCUGUCAAGCAUUCCCAAACCUGCAGAAGCUUUCGGUAAGAUCCAACUCCCUCCAUUCGCCUUUACCGAGAGCCCUUGAGACUUGUCCGCAUCUCAAAGAUCUGGACUUGAGUCGCAACCCCUUCAUCUGCACAUGUGCAUUGCGCAAAUUCGCCGCUCUCAUCAAAGACAAAGCGACACGUCCGAAAGGAGAAACUCCUGGUUUGACUCUCGGCCACUGGCCGGCAGGAUACCGAUGCAGUUACCCAGAAUCACGGAGCAACACCUUACUGGAAGACUUCUACCUUCCUGAGAUCUCCUGCAACCCCUUAAUCCUGGCUAUUACUAUUCUGAUCCCGACAAUCACUUUGGUAAUCGCCAUUAGCCUUAUUUGCCAUCGGCUGGAUGUGCCAUGGUACGUAAAGAUGAUAUGGAAGUGGACACGUGCUAAGCACCACGCAAUCACUUCCCAAAGGAAAGCAGAGGACUUGGAGGGGUUGCGCUUUCACGCGUUUGUAUCAUACAGCCAAAAGAACGCAGACUGGGUCAAAUCUCAAUUUCUUCCCAAGCUCGAAGGCGACUACUGCUUGCGAGUGUGUCACCACGAGCGGGACUUCAUCCCGGGAAAGACGAUCGUCCAGAACAUCCUCCGAUGCAUCGAGCAGAGCCGAAGGUGCGUCUUCGUGCUCUCCUCCCAUUUCGUCCAGAGCGAAUGGUGCCACUACGAACUCUACUUCGCCAAUCACCAGCGGGUGACACGAGGGAUGGACAGCAUCAUUCUCAUUCUGCUGGAACCUCUGCCGUUGUAUCUCAUUCCUUCCAAGUACUACCAGCUCAAGUCUAUGAUGUCCAGACGCACUUACCUGGAGUGGCCACCAGAGGGAGCCAAGCAGAAACUCUUCUGGGCAAAUCUCAGAGCAGCUCUGCAGACCGACCUUCCCAUUACAUCAGAGAGAGAAGAGUGAUUAGAGGAAUUUUACUAAUCAAUUCAAAGAUUGUUAAGCA
This is a messenger RNA of Labeo rohita (rohu), 3115 nucleotides long. RefSeq names its product toll-like receptor 1 (gene tlr1). Gene Ontology annotation, biological process: toll-like receptor signaling pathway; immune response; inflammatory response. Bases 682 to 3075 code for a protein of 797 amino acids. Gene Ontology annotation, molecular function: transmembrane signaling receptor activity; protein binding. The record is from RefSeq and is a predicted model, not a curated record. Lineage: Eukaryota; Metazoa; Chordata; Actinopteri; Cypriniformes; Cyprinidae. The transcript has 2 exons. Gene Ontology annotation, cellular component: membrane.